This is a messenger RNA of Aureobasidium vineae, 1125 nucleotides long. The record is from the annotation of a GenBank genome assembly. NCBI's taxonomy places the organism in Eukaryota, Fungi, Ascomycota, Dothideomycetes, Dothideales, Saccotheciaceae.
AUGGACGACUUCUUACGCCACAUACAGCAAAAUCUUCGCACAACAACACAAUCUCAAAGCGACAUGUCUAGCAUCUACAAGUUCACCAAAGACGAAUGUGACACAGUCGACCCUCACACGUUGCUCCGUCGCAUGUUUUCGUUGAAAGCAGUGCUGCCCAUAUCCGAGCCCUCUCGAUCACAAGUUGCCAGCAACACACAAAUCGGCAAAGGGCAAUGCGGUACCAUCUAUACACUCCACAUUCCAAACCAAGUCAACAAGACACCAAAUUCGACGGAAAAGAUCCCCGAGCUGGAAAGCGAUUUUCGUUCUCACAAGGCUGUCAGUGAAGCCUUUGAGAACGCGCCACAAACCCUGUCAAGCAAGGCCAACGUUCCCAAGGCAGAUAGCUUUAUGUCUCCGCCUUCUGGCGAUGAUGGCUUGAGCUAUUGGACUCAUGGGGCCGAUGAGCAAAUCGAUCUUGCGUCAAACUACAACUACGGUCUACUCUCCGAGCGCAUAUUCCCCCUGCAAGAUCCCAUACCCACGGCAUUGUUGAAGUCGAUGUAUCCUUCCUUCACAGCAACCAACCAAGAAACCUGCUUGACCAAAUCCACAAACAACAAUUGUUUCGUACGCCUCUACCUCGGUCGUCGAGGCAUAGACAGAAGCAAAACCAACCCUGAAGACAUGAGUCUACGCAACUUCCCUCUCCACAUCGACGAGAUGGAGAACCUCUGCCUGCCCAUACCAACAUACAUAACCGCCAUAGCAGAGUCCCUAGCUCCCAUGCACUGGAAAGCCAACAUCGAUGCCAACGACAUCGAAUUCGUGUUCGGUGCCUCGCGUGACCACAAACAAGGCCACUGUGUCUCAAUCUGGUUGUUGGACUUUAACCAAUGUCGCGUGUUUAGCCACGAUCAAGCUGGGUUAAAGCAGCUGGUUGAUGGGUUUUGGUGGAAUGAUCCUUAUUAUCCUCGUCCUGGUGCUGAGCAUCCGCAGGAUAGGGUGUGGUGGACGAUGUUUCUGAGUAAACAUCUGGAUGCGAGUGCGUUGUUGAGGGAUGGCAAGAUGCCGAGACAGUUUAUACAGGCGGUCGAAAAGGAGGGUCAUCGUCGGCGAGCGAGGCCUUUGCUUUUUCGGUAG